Messenger RNA from Aaosphaeria arxii CBS 175.79, 658 nucleotides. RefSeq lists its product as uncharacterized. The record is from RefSeq and is a predicted model, not a curated record. The transcript has a single exon. Lineage: Eukaryota; Fungi; Ascomycota; Dothideomycetes; Pleosporales. The coding region runs from base 112 to 618 and encodes 168 amino acids.
AAAAAAUCACUUUGCUAACGAGUUGUCCUUUAGCCAUCCGACAAGAACACCUAUAUCCAGGUGGGUACAGCAGAGAGUCAGGCACCUCAGCUCUAUUACGGGGACAUAGAGAUGGAAGAUACCGAUGUGAUUCUUCCUACUGCUCAGCCGCAACCCACUCCUGCCCCGGUUCAGGCACCCGCUCCUGUUCCGGUUCAAGCACCCGCUCUGCAGCAGGUGAAGGUCGUUCCGCAGCUAGUGAAAGUCGCUCCUCCCGCCCAACAAGCGACUUCAUUCAUUCUGGACGAGAGUUCCCAAGACGAAAGAGAGCUCCCAGUAGGCUCCGAGAUCAAGCGUGAGAAGAAGGGCCUCAUAUCCAUGAUUGAAAGGUACAAUGCGAUGGCAAGAAAAGCUGGCUUCAAGGAAGCCUGGUUGUCGGACAUGGACCUCGAGGAGAAGCUGGCCUCCAUAGUCGAGACGCCGUUUUUCAACUCGCACCGGAACGACGAGGGGGCGUACAAGCAGGCGCUGACCCAGCACCUGGCCUGGAUGCAGAAGUUAAGUCACAGCGAAUGGGUCGGGUACGCGGCGAGGCAGUUGGGUCCAUGGCUCGACGACGACGACGAAGAUGAUCUCUAGUCGGCAGAAUCGACCGACGAGUACUGAAAAGCAUGGGGGC